AUGGAUCAAUUUCAGAUCGUCAGGGAAGAGAACAAGCAGCAGGAGAUGCAUGCCGAUGAAACGACGAGGUUAAGUCGUGAAGAAAAGGCCGUGAACUCUCAAUCAAGGCUGCGUCCUGCGUGGAAUACGAAGCAAAAUACGGAAGGCCGGCCCUGCGCGGGCGGCGAUGGCGUUGCAGGCGUCGAGGAGCGCGACGCCCGCAUCGAGGUGGGCGGCGACGGCGGCAGACGCGGCGCCCCCCUAGCCGGCGGCGGAGGAGAGCGCGGGCGCGACGUCCUCGAGCGUGGCCAUGAGGAGGUCGGCCAGACGCAACAGCGCCGCGAGCGGGGAGGAUGGCAAGGGCAGCAUGCUCCCGAGGCGCGCAGUGAGGGCGGCGUCGAAGCGGGAGACCACCCCCCGGUGCCGCGGGCGUCGGCCCCUCGGACCGAGCUCACCAAGCUGGGCGUUGUGCUCUGUCGCUCUCUGUGUUCCGCGGGUGCCGCGCGCGACGCCCUGCGGCUCCUCUUCACAAGCAGGUUCAGGUGUUGGUUGUGUGCGAGCCAUGAACCGUGGCAAUGGCAAAGGCGGCGCGAGGAACGGUACGAUGCUGGAGCUGCAACUGAACCUGUCGCCGCCGGUGAUGAUGGAUGUGGACGGCGGCCACGGCCACGACGACAGCGGGUCGUCCUCGCCGAGCUCCUACGUGUCGUCGGAUGGCAGCCCCGGAAGCAAGUAGCCGAUGGUGAUCGGGGCCUGCACGCGGUGCCUCGUGUACUGCAUGGUGGAGAAGGACUUCCCCACCUGCAUCAACUGCAAGCAGCCCUGCCUCGUGGACCUCCUCCAGCAGGGGGCGCCGGCGCCUCCGCGGACGGCGAGAAGAAGCGCGGCAGGCGCAAGUGAAGACCUCCCGCAAGUGAAGACCGUGGUGCGGGCGCGUGCCUGUUAUACGUCCUAGCUUAGCAUACACCAUACGUCCUAGCUUAGCUCUCCAGGCCAAUCAGUUAUGACCAUAGUUAUUCCAUCUCCUUCAAAUUGUUGUCAUCUUUCACCGUGCUGUAAGUAUCAAAGUAGAUGAGAUGUACACGUAGUCUAGAUUGGAAGCAGAAUAUGUGUUGUAGUGCUAUAAUAGUGAAUUAUGUGAU
Molecule: messenger RNA, 1121 nt
Organism: Lolium perenne
Lineage: Eukaryota; Viridiplantae; Streptophyta; Magnoliopsida; Poales; Poaceae
Source: RefSeq, a predicted model, not a curated record